GUCCUGUGUGAGGAGAGAGCAUAACAGUGCAGGACAGCACAGGAGGCAGUGACAGAAAUCUGCCCCCUCUAUAUACUGGCAUGGUAUCCACAUAAAGGAUAUACACUGUGGCUGAUAUUAUUUCGCAGACAUGUCUUUAAGUGUCAGUAUAAAGCGGGUAAUAAACCUACCUGGAAAACAUGAAAGACAGGCAGCUCUGACAUUUCGAGGUUUUACACACAGGACAAAGAAAGUCAAAACAGGAUCCGUUGCAGAGUUUGGAGAGCUUUUCAGAUGGCCGCACUAUGGGAAAUUGGUAGCAGAUGAGAUUCUGGCUGUCAAGGUUUACAACUGCAGCAAGGUUUUUAGCAACAGGUUACUGGGCGUCUUGAUAAUCAGCCUUCAACAUCUUCCAGACAGUGGACGACUGAUACUCACGGAAGCUUUGGUGGACAAAAACUACAGUGUCACCGGGAUCUAUGUUGAGUUGGAUAUUCGUUACCAGCCUCCUGAUGGUGCUGCCGGCGCAUGGAUUGGAGAUGAUUUUUUUGCUGCAGUGGAAGACAGCUCUGCAUUCAUUUACAGUAAUCCUGCCUUUGAGGAUGAUGAGGAUAAUCAUGAGACAGCGCGUAAGCUGGAUAAAGAUGCUGUCCGUAUGGGGAAGAGACUUGUGAAAGGCUCAGAAGAUGAUGAUGAUGAUGAUGACUAUGACAUAUAUGAUGAAUCGGAUAUAGAGAUCUCUGGGAUUAAUUUCACUCCAGUCUUGAGUCGCUGCAGUUUUCCUUCAAGGGAUUAUGAGUCCAAUCCCAAACCUAGAAACUUCCAGAUAGCUGUCACCAUCAUACAAGCACAGAAGCUUGUUGGAGUAAAUAUUGAUCCUGUUGUGCAUCUGAAGGUUGGAGAUGAGAAAAAACAUACAAUAACUCAGAAAUCUACUAAUUGUCCCUUUUACAAUCAGUAUUUCCUGUUUGAAUUCCUGGAACCACGUGAAGUUGUAUUCAAUAAACUUAUUGAGAUCUCUGUUGUUCAUGCUAAGAAAAUCUCAUUUAUGGGAACACGGCUAGGGACAUUUAAAAUUGAUGCAGGGACUGUGUAUAACCAACCAGACCACAGAUUUCUUCAGAAAUGGGCAGUUAUAACUGACCCCAAGGAUACCAGAGCUGGAAUAAAAGGCUUUGUGAAGUGCAAUUUAUCAGUGCUUUCAAGGGGAGACCCUAUGACAGCUCCUCCUUCUACCACCAGCGGGCAGAAUGAAGAUAUAGAAAAAAAUUUACUGCUUCCAAAACGAAUUCCAGCAGAAAGGCCAUGGUCAAAAUUUUGCGUGAAAAUAUACAAGGCAGAGGGAUUGCCCAGUAUGAGUUCCGGAAUUAUGGGAAGCUUCUCCAAGAUAAUGGGAGAGAAGAAAGUAUUUAUAGAUCCCUAUGUCCAGGUUACAUUUGCCGGCCAACAAGGUGAAACAGGUGUGGAAAGUGAUACAACAACACCCGAAUGGAAUGAACAAAUUAGUUUUAUUGAACAGUUCCCUCCUCUUGCCCGUAAAAUGAAAAUUCAAGUGCUAGAUGAUGCCCAUAUGGGGGAUGUUGCCCUAGCAACACAUUUUAUUGAUUUAAAGCAAAUAUCUGACCCCAGCAAACAAGUUGGUUUUAACCCAUCCUUUGGUCCUGCUUGGGUGAAUCUAUAUGGGUCUCCUCAAAACUACACAUUGAGAGAUGUCCAUCGAGAUCUCAAUGAAGGUCUUGGUGAGGGAAUCUUCUACAGAGGACGCAUUCUUAUGGCCUUAUCAGUGGAAAUAUUUAGCAACAAUGCAAUGCAAGACAAGAAACCAUUACAAGCUCUGAGAAACGCUUUCAGUAAAUUAAAGGUAAAAAAGAAGAGUAAAAAAUCCAAAGAGAAAGAAAAAGAGGCAACUGUGGAAGACAGUAAAGAUGGUGAAGAUGGAGAGAAUUCUGAGCAGCCUAAUGCUGUGACAGUGGAAGUUGAAGAUACUCAUCCAUUGCCAGAGAAUGCAUUGGGGGUGAAGGAAGAAUUCCUUUUAUUUGGUGUUUUGUUUGAGUGCACAAUGAUUGACCUCAGCAUUGGGAACAAACCAGUCAAAUUUGAGUUCUCAGUAGGGAACUAUGGCAAAGUAGCAGAAGUGAUCCCAAAAGCAUCUAAGAAGAGUGAGAAAACCACAGCAGCCAACGUAACCGAGGAGCACCAGAGUCUGUUAGACACAGGCUCAGAGGAUGAGCUGGAAAUAGAGACUGUGCCAUCAGACACUAAACAAGAGGGUGUAUCUGUUACUCCAAGUAUGCGGCCAGAGCCCACUGAAUAUGACAGUUCCUACAGCUGCAUCUCAAUGAGCAAUGAUAAACCCUGCAUAUACGUGUGGAGCUACUGGGAGGACCACAGCUGGAGACUCUGCAUCUCCAACUGGAUUGUCAAGAUAGCUGAACGGCUGGAACUUGGAAUUGAUGAAGUGGAGAAACUUUCCAGGAGACCAAAAUCCAGCCCUGAAGUUCGUCUUAAGAAGGUUUUUGAAGAAUUUGUUGCUGGUUGCAGACAAUACUCUCUCAAUGCCGGCAAAAGAACAAUGAGUCGGCCUAAUAAUCUUGACCAGUGCAGAGUAAAGGCUCUUACACACAACGUUAUCUUAAAUGCUAAGCGAGGACUAAGGGCGAGUCGGAAACUGAACAAGUUUAAUGUGAAAGAGAAGAUAAUUGAUGCCAAAAGAAUUUUAAAAAAUAUCAGAUUUUUGGCCAAAGAGCCACAGUGUACGCUUCCUGAUGUGCUUAUAUGGAUGAUUAGUAAUAACAAGAGGGUGGCAUACUGCAGAAUUCCUGCUCAGAAUAUACUCUAUUCAGUGGUAGAGGAAGAGAAGGGUAAAGACUGCGGCAAGAUAUCCACAGUGUUUUUCAAGACCCCAGGUUCAUACAAUGGGCAAAUCUUUGCAAAAGCAGAAGUUUACCUGUGGCUGGGAGUGACAAAAUAUGCCAAGAAUUGCACAUCUGAGCUCCCGGAGGAUUUCAAACCUCUAUAUGAUAGAGCAGGACAGCUGGUGGAAACUCCAACCACCAACCCUCCAAUCAAUCUCAGUCGGGAUGAUUUUUGUUACUUUCAGUUACGAGCCCAUAUCUACCAGGCCCGGGGCAUCCUACCAGCUGAUGACAAUGGCUUGUCAGACCCAUUUGCCAAAGUCAUCUUUGGUAACCAAUGCCAGACAACCAAGGUUAUUAAUGAGACCCUUGCACCUAUGUGGAAUGAACUGCUGAUAUAUGACCAUCUAGUGAUGGACGGGAAUAGGAAGGAUUUAAUCAAUGACCCUCCUAUGAUCAUAAUCAAUAUAUACGACCAAGAUAAGUUUGGAGCACCUGAGUACCUGGGCCGUGCUUUUGCUACUCCCAUUGUCACACUCCUGGAAGAUGAGGACAGUGAAGAGGGAGAGCCAAAAUAUACACAGCCAGCCCUGCAAUUUUUUGACAUUUUCAAGGGAAAUAUGGAAGCUGGUGAACUAAUAGCAACAUUUGAAUUAAUAGAACUGAAUAACAAAAAGUAUCUGGAGCCAACCAUACCUGAUUAUGUGUACCCCAAAGAACCUGAGUUUAUGGAAGAAGAGUCCGAGCGAUUCAUUAUCCCUGCAGGAAUCCGCCCAGUGCUCAAGGAAUUCAGGAUAGAGGUUCUUUUCUGGGGACUGAGAGAUUUGAAAAGGAUUAACCUCUUUGAAGUGGACCAACCACAGGUCCGUAUUGAGUGUGCUGGGAAAAAAGUAGAAUCUGAAGUUAUAUUGAACUACAAAGAAUUCCCCAAUUUUACAGAGCUGGUUAAGUCUGUGAAUGUGGAGCUUCCAGAGCAGGUUUAUCUUCACCCACCACUAAGUAUCUUUGUUGUGGAGAAACGCGCCUUUGGCCGCUCUGUAAUGGUUGGGUCCACAGUUGUCUCUCAUCUCAUGAAGUUUGCUCCUAAAGAAUUGGAAGAGAAAAAUGAAGAGGCAGAAGCCAAAAUAAAACGUGAGUUUUUCUGGUCUCAGCUGUCACGUUCUGGCAGUUCUCAAGGGGACAUUCAUGCCAUUUAUGGGGUUAUAUUUAAUAAAACCAGGGCUUUUAGUUUGGGUACUCACCAGUAUUAA
This is a messenger RNA of Bombina bombina (fire-bellied toad), 4084 nucleotides long. Its product is annotated as fer-1-like protein 4. The coding region runs from base 131 to 4084 and encodes 1317 amino acids. NCBI's taxonomy places the organism in Eukaryota, Metazoa, Chordata, Amphibia, Anura, Bombinatoridae. The transcript has 29 exons. The record is from RefSeq and is a predicted model, not a curated record. Gene Ontology annotation, biological process: plasma membrane organization. Gene Ontology annotation, cellular component: membrane.